This is a messenger RNA of Melanotaenia boesemani (Boeseman's rainbowfish), 1706 nucleotides long. RefSeq lists its product as uncharacterized. Gene Ontology annotation, cellular component: external side of plasma membrane; membrane raft. Gene Ontology annotation, molecular function: MHC class II protein binding; protein tyrosine kinase binding. The coding region runs from base 302 to 1345 and encodes 347 amino acids. The record is from RefSeq and is a predicted model, not a curated record. NCBI's taxonomy places the organism in Eukaryota, Metazoa, Chordata, Actinopteri, Atheriniformes, Melanotaeniidae. Gene Ontology annotation, biological process: T cell activation; positive regulation of ERK1 and ERK2 cascade; interleukin-15-mediated signaling pathway. The transcript has 6 exons.
AAAAGCCUCACAACGUUCACAGAGAGACACAGAAUGGCUCUGCUGGAGUUCGUUUUAAUUCUGCUGCUUCACGCUGAAGGUAAACAUUGAUUUUCUUUCACUUGUUAGAGGUUUAUAAAUGACUUUACAAAAUACUAUAGAUAUAAUUUAGAAGCUGCUUUCAUAAAAUGAAGGAAGUAAACCAGUUCAGGUAAAUUAUAUUGAACAGAUUCUCACAUUAAUGUAACUUGACUGAAACAGAAAUGAAGAGAAGAACUGAAGCAGCAGGAAGAGAAGAAACAUUUCUUCUCUCUGACUUCUAAUGAUGAAAUCUACAUUUCUGAUUUCAUUUCUGGUUGAUGUGUGUGGAGUAAAACUUUGCUCUAAAUGUGUCUUUUUCUCUUCAGCAGGCGUCAGUGGAGGAAUAAUCGAUCUCUACAAUAAACCUGGAGAUGAGGUUGUUAUACCUUGUAACAGUAAACCAUCAUCUUCCUCAUGUUCCAAUGUUCACUGGUUUUACAGCAGAGAUGAAAGACAUGUAUUUCAAUGGGAGGUUAAAGAAGGAAAUGUUGAUGAAAACUCAGCUCGAGCUGCCAGACUGAGUGUGAACAGUAACUGCUCUCUGAUCAUCAACAACAUCACUGAUGAAGAUGUUGGUUUCUACAUUUGUAGACUUGGACGAACAGGUUCCUUUGAUGCAGAUGUGUAUCUAAAUAUUCUGACUGUCUCUCCGUCUCCACCAGAUGCUGAUCUACAGAAGGAUGAAGUCACAUUAACCUGCUCUCUGUGGAGAUUCAGUAACAUUAAUCCUUGUAAACAGAGCAGCUUCCGCUGGUUGGAUGAUGAAGGAACUGAGCUGCAAGAUGAAAGUGUUGAUUUCUACGUCAGACAGACAAACUGUGUUUCCAACCUGACUGUAAAACAUCAGAGAGACCACAACAGAAGAUUCACCUGCCAGUUUGUUGAAGGAAACAGUGUGAAGAUAGAAGCUCACUACACACCUGAUUCUACAGGUUCUCAGAACCCAGAAAGCCAACAAACUAUCAUCAUCAUCAUCGGAGCAGUGGUCGGGGUGAUGCUCCUGUUCUUCAUCAUCACUGUUUUCAUCAUCAAAUGCAGACGGAGAACCAAAGAGACCGAAGAUCAAAGAAUCACAAAUGUGCAAACAACAGCAGCCCAAGACGAUGAGACAGAGAACAAUGUGACCUACGCCACUGUGGACCACGCUCAUCCAAAGGUCUCCUCUAAGAAGAAGGUAAAAGAGGAGGAAGAUGUGGUGACUUAUUCUGCUGUAAGGACUAAAACUGAUGCAGAGGUGGACAACGAUCCCAGCAGCUACUACAGCUGUGUCAACCUACCUGAAUAAAUGGGAGGAAAUGAGACUUCUUCUGACAUCAGUGUGUUUAUUAAAGCUGCAGUCAGGAAGUGGACGGCUGAACUUUGUGCUCCACUGUUAUCACAUGUUGUUCAUCAUAUGAAAGGAUUGUGGCCUAUUUUCCUAAUUUACGUAAAGGUCACACACACCUGCAUACAACUAGAUCCAGAGAAUAAAAGAAGGUUUUUACAUGCUGUUCCUGCCUGAUCAUGACCUGCUGGAGGAAAUCAGGUGGACGGACUCAGGUCUUUCUUUUUCAGAGAGAAGUUAUUAAUAUUCAGUUAGUGUCUUUUUAAUUUACUUUUACUUUUAUCAUUCCUAUUACUGAUUUAGUUUGCUUUAAACUGCUUGU